AGAGAGAAAGCGAACCUAAACCAAAAGAGUUGAAACCUUUUCAACCUUCUUCACCUCCGGGUACCUAUCGAUAUAUGUAUGUAUAUAUGUGUGUACAUGCAGGAAAGGUAUUGUGUUCCAGUGGUGAAGGGGGGGUUUGAGUCUAGUCACGCGAACCAUCGUCGUGUAGCAGUCGGGUUCGGAGAACCGCGGUAUUACUUCCGAGGCCAAUCAGUCAGUCUUGCAGAAUGAAGUACACGGCAUGGAUGGUCGUCGCGCUUCUCCAGGAACUCAUAUUCCUUGGGAUGCUUCCUGUCAAUGAAUCACAAAGGACUCAUGCACGGCAGGGCAUUGUUCGCGAGCCGCCAACAGUCAAGCUACCUGGACAGGGUGUCCUCGCCGGAAAGGAGGUCUUGAGCAGAACAACAAGGGUAAUUGUUUACCUUGGCAUCCCUUACGCCCAACCACCAACUGGACCUUUGAGGUUUUCUGCUCCAGUUACCGAUCCACUUCCUUCAUGGCAUGGCACUAGAAAUGCCUCUCAAUUUGCGCCGUCCUGUCUACAAAUCACCGAGAGAAGAAAGUUGCAUGAAAAAUUAUAUAUGCGACUAUUGCCACAGGAUCUUCCAGAUCCUGGUUUCAGCGAAGAUUGCCUCUAUUUGAAUAUUUUUAUUCCCGACGGAAAUCGACCUCCCGAUGGAUGGCCAGUGAUCGUGUGGUUUCACAGUGGAGAUUUUAAUACGGGAACGCCGGCAAUUUGGGAUGCAUCGGUCUUCGUCACCAAGCAAAAGGUAAUAGUCGUGACGGUGGCCUAUCGCCUGAACGUUUUCGGCUUCUUCACAACAAUGGAUGGCGAGGCACCCGGAAAUUAUGGAAUGCGUGACCAGAUAGCGGCUCUCGAUUGGGUGAAAAGCAACAUAGAAUUAUUCGAUGGAUCAUCAUCAAACAUCGUGAUCAUUGGUCAUAGCGCCGGAGCAAUAAGCGUGGGCCUACACAUUCUAAGUCCCUUGAGUCGUGGUAAAUUCACAAAGGCAAUAAUCAUCAGUGGCGAUGCAAUUGGCUCAGUUCGUACACCCGAUCAGGAAGCGUCGGUGGUCGAUUUUAUAACCGAGAAAUUCGGUUGCAAUCGUUAUCCAACCACCGACCUCAUGGUGUGUCUUCGUCGACAGAGAGAUCAGGAUUUAUUGGAUUUCCUCAAAGACAUCGAAACCUGGGGUCCCAUUAUUGACAUCGACACAAACAAUUCAUCCGAUCCAUUUCUGCCCAAAGAUCCAAAGGAAUUAAUAGAGACCGGCAGUUUCACCGCAGUUCCCAUCAUCACCGGUUUCACGAAUAACGAACAAGCUCUGAGUUACAUCGAAUCAAUUGGCAGUGAAAAUGUCGACGGUCGAUUGAAUUCAAAUAAAUUUGAAGAAAUGAUCAGAUACGAUAUCGAGAAUGAAAUUGGAUUACCAGAUGAGAAUGAUACUUGUCAAUCGAAACCGGAAAUUGUCUCCGAAGCUGUUUUAUUCUACUACAAACCACAUCCACCAACCAAGGAUCAAACGGUUUUACGAGAUCGUUUCCUCGACAUGCAAACUGAGAAGAAAUACGCCGCUGGUUUAACAUUCCUUGCGGGUAAAAUAGCAAAACAAGAGGAGGCCUAUGUUUAUCGUUUUGAUUAUCGUCCGAAAACGGAAGUUGUCUCACGUGACGUUCCAAAAUGGGCCGGAGUACCGCACAUGUUCGAGCUUCCAUUUAUCUGGGGUCUUCCCUACUCGAUAAGCACGAAUAUCCAAUGGAAUCCGGCCGAUAAGAAAAUGGCCGAGAGUAUGAUGGCAAUGUUGGCGAAUUUCGCUCGCACUGGUAAUCCAUCGUUGCCAACUGUCAAGUGGGAUCCUUACACCGAGAGAAAUCCCGGACUGUUGAUAAUUAAGGAUAUUAAAUCCGAAAUGAGUGAUUCGAAAAUCAUCGACUAUAAGGCAUUGUCCUUUUGGAAUGAUUAUUAUCCAAGAGUUGUUUACGAAGCGACGCAUAUUUGCUGCAAUAUGACAAGUGGAUCCUCGAGGCAAAUCUCUUCAAUCUACGUCAAUGGGUUUACUUUUUUUAUCUUCAGAAUUGUUUCCAGAUAUUUUUAGUUAUUUUUCUGUUCUUUGAUUCGUAAAAUCGAAAAUUAAAAUUGAAAUUAAAAUUGAAACAAAAGCGAAAAUAAUGAAGACAAAUCAGAAUAUUUAAAGAAGACGGAAGAAAUAAUCAUACAGAAGAUGAAAUAUUUGGUAAACAAAAUAUUUGAUAAACAAAAUAUUUGGUAAACAAAAUAUUUAGUAAACAAAAUAUUUGGUAAACAAAAUAUUUGGUAACUAAAGUCAAAACAACGUAAUUUUUUACAAAAUCCUAAAACAAUGAAAAAGAAACGAAUACAAAGAAGAAUUUUACAAUCCAAUUCUCAACAUUUCAUCCGGAAAAAAACAAUUUUCCAUCUAACAAAACAAGUAUCAACGAUUAAAAGCAAAAAUACUUUUCUUAAGCCAAAAAAUAUUUUCUUCAAUUAACAGAAGCUUUCGACUUCUGCUUUUUUAAAUUAUUUUCCUAAGUUAUUGAUCUAGAAAUGUAAACAUUUUUUUUUUCUACACAAAAAAAAUUCGAAUGGAAAAAUAUUUUCCCCUCAAAAUCGUUGAUUAAGAGAUAGAAAAAAUUGUGAACUCAACUAACGUCGACAUUAAGUGAAUAGUCUAGUCUUUUUUUGAAAGAAACACGGAGAAAAAUACGCUUUACAAUAAAGCGAAGGUCAACAAAACGUCGAAGCGAAAGAAAAAAAAACGAAAUAAUGUAAAUAAAGUAAUUAAUGUGUGUGAAAACUAGAAACAAAUAGUUAGUAAAAAAUGUGUGAAAUGAAAAAUAGAUAGUAAAGAAAUGUGGUUUUUGCAAUAGAAUCAAGAGUAUGAACGAAUCAUUAAAUAACAAUAUUUCUAAACAAUUUUCUAUGAAAUUAUUUCUUUUACUAAAAAAACAAAAUCUACAAACUUA
Messenger RNA from Leptopilina heterotoma, 2985 nucleotides. RefSeq names its product carboxylesterase 5A. Bases 228 to 2096 code for a protein of 622 amino acids. The record is from RefSeq and is a predicted model, not a curated record. Gene Ontology annotation, biological process: postsynaptic membrane assembly; synaptic vesicle endocytosis; presynaptic membrane assembly. Lineage: Eukaryota; Metazoa; Arthropoda; Insecta; Hymenoptera; Figitidae. Gene Ontology annotation, cellular component: postsynaptic membrane; synapse; cell surface. Gene Ontology annotation, molecular function: signaling receptor activity; neurexin family protein binding. The transcript is spliced from 4 exons.